Messenger RNA from Theobroma cacao (cacao), 3102 nucleotides. Its product is annotated as Cysteine proteinases superfamily protein. Gene Ontology annotation, molecular function: cysteine-type peptidase activity. Lineage: Eukaryota; Viridiplantae; Streptophyta; Magnoliopsida; Malvales; Malvaceae. Gene Ontology annotation, biological process: proteolysis. The record is from RefSeq and is a predicted model, not a curated record.
GUAAGAGUCGUAGUAGUGUAAUACGAAGUAUCAUUUUCCCAAAAACAUCAUUUUCCGUUUCCAAGUGAUUUGAUUUUUUAAGUUGAAGAGCGGAGUGACGAUGAGUCGAGGGGCGAGUAAAAGGAGCAGCCGGUUUGAUGUGUUUGACUUCGCCGACGAGGACGAGAGACUUGAGAGGGAGUCCGCGGAGAUUCUCGGCAGGUUUAAGAACCCUAAAAAAUGCCGCAACGCACCUUCUCCUGUCAACGUAUACACAUUUCUUCAGUGCUUUCCCCAGCAAAAUGAAAUUAGCAACAGAGCAAUUGAUCUUGACGUGGAAUGUAUGAAUGGCAGCAGGACUAAGCAAAAGGAAAUCAACACUGGACCAAUUGAACUCGACGCUGAAGUUACAGAACAUCAAUUUUUGCAAUGUCGCAAGACUCAGGAAAUGAAAAAUAUCGAUGGACCAAUUGACGUUGAUGUUAAAGAAGUGCAAGUGAGCAAGACUGCACAAAAGGGCAGUAGAUAUAAAUUUGGAGACACUAGUGCUAUUGUUACAGGUCAGCAAUGCAUAAUUCCUGCGUACUAUCCUGUGAACAUGAGGCACGAGGAGAUUUUUGACUUGGAUACUUCUUUGCAGUCUUUUUCUACAAACUAUGAGAAUGGGCAAGUUGCUAUAAUUUCGGAUGAUGAUGGCAGGAUAGAAAUGAGUUCUUCAUCAGCUUUUGCUUCUUCUCAUGUAGAGUGUGAAGAUUCUCCAGAGGAGCAACUUUCAGUUCAUGGUUCUGAUGGACAUGCAAUUGAAACAGAAAAUGUGAAAGUUGUCAUUUCCCCUGAUUUAAUGCUGUAUAGAGGUACAAAUUGCACAGGGUGUCAGUUAACUUUUUCAGAAACCUCCCUCAAGUUUGAGGGCUUGACUGUAAAUGGGACCAGGAAAAAAUUUAGUUUUGAACGGACUGUUGGUGAUAUCAUCAGUAUUGAUGCAAAAUGGUAUGAGACGGUUCAAACAGCCAUUAUUAAUCUUGUUCUACAAUCAAAGAGUUCUAAAAGGGUUGCAAAUGCAAAUGAAACUUCAGCCAUUGAGUUGUUGGAGUUUGUAGUUUAUGAUCCAUGUUGGUCUGAAAGGCAGGAAGCAAUCAAAUCAUUGAGUCUGAAAUACAAGGAUAUGUGGAACACUAUUUCAGAUGACAAUGCAGAAAAUGUCUUCAUGGGACAGCAUAGCAGUUUUCAUGAAUGUUUUAAAGAAGUUAUCUAUCCAAAAGGUGAUCCUGAUGCUGUUUCAAUUAGCAAGAGAGAUGUUGAACUUCUACAGCCAGAGACUUUCAUCAAUGAUACCAUCAUUGACUUCUAUAUUAACUAUUUGAAGAAUAAAAUUCAACCUGAGGAACAACAGAGGUUUCACUUUUUUAAUAGUUUCUUCAUUCGCAAGCUUGCUGAUCUGGAUAAAUGUUUAUCUCGUGCUUGUCAAGCCAAGGCAGCAUUUCAACGUGUUCGUAAAUGGACAAGGAAGGUGGAUAUCUUUGAGAAGGAUUACAUUUUCAUUCCUGUAAACUACAGUUUUCAUUGGAGUUUGAUUGUCAUCUGUCAUCCUGGUGAAGUGGCCAAUUUCAAAGAUGAUGAAACUGAAAAAUUACUUAAAGUCCCUUGCAUAUUGCACAUGGAUUCAAUUAGAGGAAGUCAUAGAGGCCUCAAAAAUCUUUUUCAGAGUUACUUAUCUGAAGAGUGGAAGGAGAGGCAUAGAGAGGCAACAGAUGAUGUUCCUUCAAAAUUUUUACAUAUACAGUUUGUUCCCCUAGAGCUGCCACAACAGGAAAAUUCAUUUGACUGUGGCCUUUUCUUGCUGCAUUAUGUGGAACUCUUUCUUCUGCAAGCACCAAGUAACUUUAACCCUUUUAAGAUAACGAGAUUCUCCAACUUUCUUAAUAUGAAAUGGUUUCCACCUGCCGAUGCUUCUUCGAAACGCUCUCAUAUCCAGAAAUUAAUUUAUGAAAUCCUGGAUGAGCAAUCUUGUAGUUCCACGUCAGCUGAUAGCAUUUUUAAGUGUGCUUCCUCCCUCUUACCCAGUGGAAGGAAGCAAGAAACUGGAGUACAAUUUUUUGAGCAGAUUGGCAGUUCAAGAAAAACAUGUCAUGGCCAUGGCCAUUCCUUAAAUUCCGAUAUUAAGCAAGGGUCUGAGAAUUUUUCAUUCUCUGCUGCAUCUCUUCCAAUACAAGGCUGUAAAGAUUCAGGAUUGGAAAUUCUUGAGUGUUAUGAGGUUGGAAUUUCUGGGGGAUUGCUCUCCCAUGGAAAUUAUCAACAGAUCAAUACACUUAGUCAAAGAAAUGCCAUGUCAGCUAUAGAGGAAAUAGAGGAGACGAGUGAAGAAAUUGUUGCUGAUUCACCCUCAGAUCUAGAUGGUCAGCAAGUUGCUGGACUGGUAAGUGAACCUCGCUUAUUCAUGCGAUAUCCUUGCAAAGAUAUUAGAGUAUUGAGGACAUCAUGGAACCAACAGAUGCCAUUGCAUAUCGAGGAUUCCGCUUUUGACAAGCAUAGUGAUUCAUCAGAGAUAAGGCUAGAAGAUGAUCAACAUCUUCCAGAGUUUGAGGUAUCUUCCCAACAUAGGAAAACUGAUGAACCUGAAUCUCCCUCAACCCCAAAUGAAGGUUACUCUGAUUGUAUUGUUGAAGAUUCACUAGGGUCAAGUGGUAUGCACGAUGACAUUGAGAGUACAUGUUCCCCUUCAUCCUUUCAGAGGGACAUUUCUGCUCUAUCCCAUCAAGAAGCAGAUUUGACUGGAAAAGCUGAUCUUAAAGCAAGUAACAUGCGAAAGAGAUCAUGUACAGGAAGGGGAUGAGCCGCCAAUCACAAAAGUUUUGAAGGUAGGUAUGUACUUCUCGGCCUAGGAAGGCACUGACAUGAAGCCUGUCGAAAGAGUUGCAUUGUGAAUAGUGUUAUUAGAAGCAUAAAUGUGGUUGGAAGGGCAAUUAAACUUUCUGUCCAGAUGUAAAAAAGGAAAGGGGAGGGUUUUAAACUUUAGAAUGUUUCCAGUGCCAACUUAUUGGAAAUUGUAAAAAGGUAUACUAGUUUUUGGCAAGUGGAAACCCUUGAGAAAUUGUUAUCCGAUUACCUUUGUUAUGGCUGCAA